Molecule: messenger RNA, 766 nt
Organism: Spirometra erinaceieuropaei
Lineage: Eukaryota; Metazoa; Platyhelminthes; Cestoda; Diphyllobothriidea; Diphyllobothriidae
Source: the annotation of a GenBank genome assembly
AUGGCCCAGGCGACGGCCCUGGCGCGCGCACGUCAUCAACAUCAGGACUGGUUCGACGACAACGACGCCGUCAUCAGCAACCUGCUCGCAGAGAAGAACCGACCGCACAAAGCCUGCGUCAAAUGCCCCAUCGGCGAAAACAAAGCAGCUUUCUGCUGUAGUCGACGCCUUGUGCAACAGCGGCUACGGAAGAUGCAGGAUGCCUGGACGGUUCGCAAGGCGGGGAGAUCCAAGGUAUGCAAGCAGCAACGAAUAGAAAAACUUUUUCACUGCGAUCAAGGCUGUCUUCGGUCCCACGGUCAAAAGAACCGCUUCUCUCCUCAGCGCUGAUGGAACCGCCCUACUUAAUGAUUAGACGCAAAUUUUGAAACGACAGGCCGAACACUUCAGGGGAGUCCUCGACUGCUCCUCCGCCAUCUCCGACGUAGCCGUCGCCCGUCUGUCUCAGGUGGGGACCAACGCCGACCUCUACUUCUCGUCCUCUCUCUACAAAACCAUCAGGGCCGUUCAGAGGCCCUCCAGUGGGGAAGCGCCCGGAUCGGACGCGAUCCGUGCUGAGAUCUACAAACACGGUGGUCCCCAACAAAUGAAUUACCUGACUGCGCUCUUUCAGGAGAUGUGGCUUCAAGUACAAGCUGCUCAGGUUUUCAAGGACGUCACAAAGGGAAUUGUCAACUCUGCGACAACCACAGAAGACUCUCGCUGCUCAACAUCGCCAGACAGGUCUUCGCACGCGUUCUCCCCUACCUCCUCAACAGCCAUCUGA